This is a messenger RNA of Dicrocoelium dendriticum, 1329 nucleotides long. The record is from the annotation of a GenBank genome assembly. Lineage: Eukaryota; Metazoa; Platyhelminthes; Trematoda; Plagiorchiida; Dicrocoeliidae.
AUGAGAAGUAGUCCGAUUUCGAAUAAUGCAUUACCCAAUAUCCACCUGGAAAACUUUGAGGAUCAACGAUUUGAGAAUUGCCGUUAUGUUCUCACCAGUCCCAGAUCACUAGAGGCUUGUGCCAAGUUGAACAUACGACCUGUUGAACUUCUUUACAAAUGUAAGGAGGAAUUUCUUGAGGAAUUUAAAGAUCUACCACCUCAGAAAGUGCUGGAACUCUAUACUAAGCACGAACACAAUCGUAUGCAGAAGCUUGUGAGAGCGCGUGCAGAACGAAAGAAGUUAGCGGACAAUGGGGUUUUUGCAUUACAAACCUCUACUGCUGAUCCCAUACGUGUUGAUGUCGCGGCCAAUUUUCCUACUGGUGGUUUCGAACAAAAAGCUUCAUCACGAGAGAUUAACCGACGAAGCGCCUCUUUAAGGGUUCCCACCAGAAACUCCUCUGCUUCUAGAUCACUCUUUGAGGCAUAUGAGCGGUUGAUGAAAAAGUUGCCCCCCAACGAAGCGAAAAGAUUGAAGCUGGCUCAUAUGCGAUACUUGCAGUACGCCUCGCUCGCUCCACCGCAGGUUACAGGUGGCAGCUUGUCCAUUACCGGAAUGCGGACGGUACCCAUGAGGAAACAAUCAUGUGAACGUCCGGUAGAUAACCACUCUUCGCAAGCUUUAAAGCAGGAUAGGAAUCCGAUCAGACGAUGUACCUCUAAUGUGUCCGUAGUGAAAGACAGUGGAUUCUGGCUCCGCAGGCACAGUGUUGCGAAUGAUCGUGCCGAAGAACUCAACAGGCUCGAGAAUUCAUUGGCUGAACGUCAUCAGAAAGUUGAAGAAUUAUUAGAGAAGAAUAAUGCACAGCGUCGAAACUACUUACAUACUUCUCACCUCGAAAGAGAUAGGCGCCUUCAACAGGCUCAAGAACGCCGAAAGACAUUGGAAUCUAUGCUUGAAAACUAUCGCCGAGAAAUCCAGGAGGCCAGAGAAGUUUCGCAGCAGAAAGCUAAAGAACGUGUCUUACGGAAAUUGAAUGAAGAUAUCCAGCGAAAAACACAAGAGAGGAUACUUCGGGAGCAGCACAUCAGAGAGAAUGCAAGGCAAGUGCAACAAAAGCAAGAAGAGUGGCGCAAAAUGGCCGAAGCAGCACAGAAACAGAAAGACUCCUAUGUACAGAAAUUACUCGAAGAACGAGAGGCUAAAAUACAGCAGUCACGAUGUCUUGCGCAGGCUUCCGAACAACUCCGAGAAGAAAUGUUGCGAAUGUACAAUCUGGACAGCUUUGAUAAAAAGGCCCAACGUGUAGCGAUUCUCAAUGAAAUCGGAUUAGGCAACUCGAACUGA